Molecule: messenger RNA, 2937 nt
Organism: Quercus lobata
Lineage: Eukaryota; Viridiplantae; Streptophyta; Magnoliopsida; Fagales; Fagaceae
Product: RNA-binding (RRM/RBD/RNP motifs) family protein
Exons: 5
Coding region: 162-878 (238 amino acids)
Biological process (GO): mRNA export from nucleus
Cellular component (GO): nucleus
Molecular function (GO): mRNA binding
Source: RefSeq, a predicted model, not a curated record
AGUAGUAGAUAUUAGAUGGUAAUAAAACCGCGUGAAGAAGCUUCCUUCUCUGUCUGCGUGCGUCCCCCCCUGUCUAUCUAAUCCCAAAUCUUCAUUCGACUUCUCUUGUCUUUGAUUCCUAUCCAAAUCUCUCAGAUCUGAAUCUCUCUCUCUCUACAAACAUGACUACCGCUUUAGAUAUGGCCUUAGACGACAUCAUCAAGACCAACAAGCAAUCUUCCGGAUCCUCCAACCGAGGCCGCGCCCGACCCUCCUCCGGACCCGGACCCGCUCGCCGCUUGUCCAACCGCUCCGCCAACCGUACGGGUCCCUAUUCUACUCCUAAGGCUCCAGAGUCGACGUGGCAGCACGAUUUGUUUAUGGAAGAGAAUUUGGGGCGAGCCUCUGCUAUUGAGACCGGUACCAAGCUCUACAUCUCCAACCUUGAUUACGGUGUUUCCAACGAGGACAUUAAGGAGCUGUUUUCGGAAGUUGGUGACCUGAAACGUUAUACAAUUCAUUAUGACAGGAGUGGGAGAUCAAAGGGAACGGCCGAAGUAGUCUUCUCCAGACGAGGAGAUGCUGUGGCUGCUGUCAAGAGGUACAACAACGUCCAGCUUGAUGGGAAACCAAUGAAGAUAGAGAUUGUGGGUACAAACAUUGCAACACCUACUGUAGCUCCAGCAGCUAAUGGCACUGUUGGAAAUUUAAAUGGGAUUCCCAGAGGUGGACAAGGGAGGGGCGGUGCACUAGGAAGGCCACGUGGCGGCAGUAAUGGCCGUGGUUUUAAAAGGGGUCGUGGACGUGGACGGGGAAGAGGCCGUGGUGAAAAGGUAUCUCAAGAAGAUCUUGAUGCUGAUUUGGAGAAGUAUCAUGAGGAAGCAAAGCAGAAUAAUUGAAGGCAUUUAUCUUUUUUUAUUGUUUGGCUAUUACAAUAUUCUGUGGCCGUUUGCUGUUUGGUGAUGCAACAACCUCGUCUAUUUUGUGUAACUUUACCAAAAUCCUACUACCUAGACAAAAGAGGAAAAACUACCCCUAGAGAGAACUUUUAGAAUCUUUGUUAUAAGGAGUUUGGUCUUUUAUUGUCGAUUGUCCCUUUGAUUUGGUAUAAAUUAAUGGACAGCUGUCAGUAUGUAAUCUGUACCCUUACUUUUGGUGUCAUUAGCUUCUUUAGUCUUCCUGUUUCCUUCAACAAGUUGGAGUUUGGAAGCUGGAACUAUUUUCUCUCUGGUUACUCCAUAUGCAAAGUAAACUUUGGCUGCAUUGUGGGAGAAUUGAGCCUUGCUGAAUCACCCACUGCUACAAUGUCUUUUGGUUGCGACUGCAUCAUAAAACCUGGGAGACUUCAAUUGAGGUAGCUCUCUUUAUGAUUUUCCUUGUCUCUGCACUCUUAUAACUGCUAAAGUUUUGUCCCGAGUUGGUAUGAUGCAGUUGAUUUUGUUGGUUAGGCUUUUUAGUUUGAUUGAAUUACGUUUUUUUUAUAUUCUGCCCAGGGAAAGUUAACGUUCCCUGUGUUUAUUAGUGUGGAUCUUUAAUCUAUCAUAGUAUCAUGUGGAAUCUUGUUGCUUCAGUUCAACUUAAUGCAGUUUUGGUGGGGAGACAUGGGUACAUGUAACAAGGUUGAUAUCUGUAGGAUCAAACUUGCAACCUGGGUCUAGUAGUAAGGAUUACAGAUUUGAGUUACAUUGAUGUUCAGAAUCAUGCGCCACUUUCAGGCUUUUGUCUGUGGAAGGAGUUUUGUAUAUGCCUGGAUUCUUGUGAAAAUCAACAGUUUUUGAGGACAAGCUCCAUUGUGGGGUUGGGAGAGGUAACGUCACUAGUUCCCCUGUUCAACUUAACACACUGUGGGGUUUGACAUCUGUACAGAUUGAACAUGGAGCCCAGGUCACGUUUAAGGAUUACAGGAGCAAGUUGGAGCAGUUUCAUUGAUGUUCAGAAUCAUGCGCUAGCCUAAGGCUUUUUGUCUGGGAGAGCUUUAUAUGUGUCUUGAUUGUUGAAGGUGACAAUGCUUGGAUUCUUGUGAUUAAGCAUAUACUCCAUUCACACAUUGAUAUUCUGAAUCAAGCACGCUAGCCUAAGUCUGUGGAAUGAGUUUUGUGCGUGUCUUCAUGGUUGAAGGUGACAAUGUUUGGAUUCUUCUGAAAUAAGCCGUUUUAAAGUACGCACUCCAUUCACACAUUGAUAUUCAGAAUCAUGCAUUAGCCCAAGGGUUUGUCUGUGGAAGGAGUUUUGCAUGUCUCUUCAUUAUUGAAGGUGACAAUGCCAGGAUUCUUGUGAAAAUAAGCAGUUUUUAAGUAUAUACUCCAUUCACACUGACAUCAGGGGUCAAGAUUUGUUGCAGGCUUGUAAAUCAUUAGGUAUUAAAAUACCCACACUGCAGCAUUUUCAAUGCCAACACUCUUCCAUAUUUUGCCGCUUGAUGGUGAAAGGUGGUAUGGGUUUUAGUAAUGCUGUCUUGGUUGAGGAGUCAAGUCUGAUCGGUCACUGGAUGUUAGUCCAUCGAAUGAUUCAUGUCUUGUUUCGUUGGUCAAUCCAUUGGCUUCUUUUAUGGGAAUAGAGUGACUUCUAUGUGCCUGGCUGAGGCAGGCUCCGAAUUGCUUUAGUGGUUGAUGCUAACAGGCUCGCAUGAGAGCAAGAACCUGCUUAGCUUAGCUUUUGCUCUGCUUCUGAUCGAUUUCAGUAGCUGCAGGAUCAUGUUUAGUACUACAUUCUACGUGGUAGUGCUCUGAAAUGACUGACGCUGCAUCUGCAUUCUGAGCUUGUCGGUAUUCCAAACUGAAAUCCAAAAAAAGAAUAGGCAAUGCUAGAAAUGCUUCUUUUGACUUUCAGUCUAAUUAUUAGAUAAUUCUGUUCGGUUAUUAUAUUAUGUUAACACAAGUAUGUCUUAAACGAGGAUGGUUCCAAGUUUGUUUUCGUUGCUCAAAUUGUUAUCACCCAACGCGGAGGUCAAGGUUUAAA